AUGCCCAAAAGCAGUAUAUUUGAUCGUAUGCUUCAAAAACUUAAAAUUCAACGUUCUCGUGACACAAAAUAUCCACCUGAACUUGUUUCAAUGAUGGAAUUGCUACCAACGAUGCAUGAUGUCGCGGAUGAGUUGAUGACAUGCUCGGAUGCAAUCUCGCGACGAUUUCAACUUAAAGAUGAGACAACGACUGCAAGCGAGAAACUUGCUUUAUCAAUCAAACUACUAACUCCAAAAGUUGCUGAACAUAAGGAGUAUGCAAAUUUUUUAAAAGCUCAAAGUGAAAUGUAUGAUAUAAUCGGUAAUAUGCAACGCACAAUGUAUACUGAAAUUCAGGAUCGGGUGACAAAUCAACUGAAAACUUGGGUUCUAUCUGAUUAUCAACGUAUUAUAAAUUCAAUUGAACUAUUAAAAGAGAAACGAUAUCAAAUGGAUAUUGUAACGAUGGAAGUUGAAAAGAUUGGCUCAAAAGAUGAAAAGACGGAAACAGCUCAAAGCUUUAAGGUGGAACAAUCUCGAAAAGAUUAUGAGAUGCAAUUAGCUUUGGUUAAAGCUGAUUUGCGCAAAAUUCCAGCAAUUCUAAUUGAUCAAGCAACUUGUUUAAAGCAUUUCAACGAAUUGAUGGCUGACUAUCACAAGCAAAUGGAGGAAGUAUUGGAAAAAUUUGGUGCUGGAAAAGUUUAA
Brugia malayi is the source of this 684-nucleotide messenger RNA. RefSeq lists its product as uncharacterized. Gene Ontology annotation, cellular component: cytoplasm. NCBI's taxonomy places the organism in Eukaryota, Metazoa, Nematoda, Chromadorea, Rhabditida, Onchocercidae. The record is from RefSeq and is a predicted model, not a curated record. The transcript is spliced from 7 exons. Bases 1 to 684 code for a protein of 227 amino acids. Gene Ontology annotation, molecular function: protein binding.